UCUCAGGCAACGUAAGUUCAAGAGGUAAGAGGGAAGUUGUGUUUGUAUUGCGAAUUGUGUGUGAAAGUUUAGUUGUUUGUCAGUGUAUUUACAACCUUAGAAUGUUUGUUCAGAUGGGUUGAAUUGCCGAGAGAGAGAGGAAAAGAACUUAAGUUUUUCUUAGAGUAAAUAAAUUGGGUGUAUUACAGGAUGGAGGCGUUAAUACCGGUGAUCAACAAACUGCAGGAUGUGUUCAGUACUAUUGGCGCCGACUCUAUACAGUUACCUCAAAUUAUAGUAGUCGGCACGCAGAGCUCGGGCAAGAGUUCAGUUAUUGAGGGUAUAGUUGGUCGUUCUUUUUUACCACGUGGUGUGGGCAUAGUCACCAGACGCCCUCUGGUACUGCAGCUCAUAUAUAGUCCUAAAGGAAGUACACGUCAUAGGUCAGCUGAAGAAGGCACACUCAACAUUGAAGAAUUUGGGAAGUUCCUUCAUAAAAAGAAUGAAAUAUUUACUGAUUUCAAUGAAAUACGCAAAGAGAUUGACAGAGAAACUGAAAAAGUAGCGGGAUCAAAUAAAGGCAUCAAUGCAAAUCCUAUCACUUUAAAAAUUCAUUCACCACAUGUUGUGAAUUUGACUCUUGUUGACCUACCUGGCCUUACAAAGGUACCUGUUGGUGACCAACCGGAAGACAUUGAAGUUCAGGUACGGGAGUUAGUCUUAAAGUAUAUAAGUAAUCCGAACUCAAUAAUAUUAGCAGUUGUUACUGCUAAUACUGAUAUGGCAACUAAUGAAAGUCUGAAACUGGCAAAGGAAUGUGACCCUGAUGGACGCAGAACUUUGGCUGUAGUAACUAAACUGGAUCUAAUGGAUGCAGGCACGGAUGCAAUUGACAUACUCUGUGGCAGAGUAAUCCCUGUAAAAUUGGGGAUCAUUGGUGUUGUUAACAGAUCCCAGCAGGAUAUAAUGGACAAUAAGUCGAUAGCAGAAUCGCUUAAAGAUGAAGCAACAUUUCUUCAGAGGAGGUACCCAACUUUAGCAAAUAGAAAUGGAACACCUUACCUCGCCAAGACACUUAACAGAAUGCUGAUGCAUCACAUACGUGACUGUUUACCUGAUCUGAAGACAAGAGUGAAUCUUAUGAUAUCACAGUUUCAAACAUUACUUACAUCAUUUGGUGAUGAUGUGUCAGACAAGAGCCAGACACUACUUCAGAUUAUUACAAAGUUUGCUUCAGCCUAUUGUGCUACUAUUGAAGGAACUGCGAGGCAUAUAGAAACUAAUGAAUUAUGUGGUGGUGCUCGGAUGUGUUUUAUUUUCCACGAAACUUUUGGGAGAACUUUGGAUACAAUUCACCCAUUAACAGGCCUUAGUAAAAUGGAUAUAUUAACAGCAAUUCGUAAUGCAACAGGGCCUCGACCAGCAUUGUUUGUUCCAGAGGUUUGUAAAUGUAUAAUGGUGUUCCAGAUAUCAUUUGAACUUCUUGUGAAACGCCAAAUUCGACGCCUUGAAGAGCCUGCUCUUCGCUGUGUUGAAUUAGUCCAUGAAGAAAUGCAGAGAAUCAUCCAACACUGUGGUUCUGAAGUCCAGCAGGAACUAAUGCGUUUCCCUAGGCUUCAUGAAAAAAUUGUGGAUGUAGUAACUCAUUUGCUAAGACGAAGACUACCAGUCACGAAUCAGAUGGUAGAAAACCUGGUAGCAAUUGAACUUGCAUAUAUUAAUACGAGGCACCCAGAUUUUAAUAAAGAUGCAGCACUUGCGUCGUGCUUGUUCUCAACGCCACCGGCUGAAGAAGAUACACCAACACCAAAGCCUACAAAUCUAAAAUAUCCUGAAAAUAAUUUCCCUUACACACCAGUAGAACUGGAAGGGGCCAAGAACUCCUUUGGUGCCAAGUCAAAUGCUGAUGCCAGUGGGUGGCUAUCAAACUUGUUUCCUGCUGGUCGAAUGGACAACAAAGAAAACCAAAGUAUUAGAGAUAAAUCUAUAGAACUUAAUUCUUCUGCUUUACCAAACCAUGUUUUUGAAGCAAAAGGUGUGCUUUCACCUCAAAAGCCAGUAAAUUUGCUACCUGAAGUUCCUGUACAGACAAACAGGAAACUUUCAGAAAAAGAGAAAAGGGACUGUGAUGUAAUAGAACGCCUCAUAAAAGUAUAUUUCUAUAUAGUACGUAAAUCAAUUCAGGAUACUGUACCAAAGGCUGUAAUGCAUUUUCUUGUAAAUUAUGUGAAAGAUAACCUCCAGUCUGAGCUGGUUGCACAUCUUUACAAAUCGGCGCAGGCUGAGGAGCUGUUGAGUGAAGCGGAACAUGUUGCUCAGCGUAGAAAAGAUGCAGCCGAUAUGUUAAAAGCUCUGCAAAAUGCAAGUAGCAUUAUUAGUGAGAUACGUGAAACCCAUGUGUGGUGAAGACUUAAUAGUGACUGGAAACAAUUGAUUUCGUGUUUCCAGAAAAAUCGCAGUUUGCCAGUAGUUUAAUUCAGAUACAUGGAAUGUAUAGCACAUUUGUGACCAUGUAGAUGACUGGGUUUGAAUGCAAAUCUGUUUUAAUUGUGUUUAUUGUUAUUUAUUUGAAUGAUACAUCUGUUUGCAUUUUUUACACAACAUAGAAUGUAGCAAUCAUUAUUAAAUGGUGAAAUUCACAAUUUUCGAA
Messenger RNA from Schistocerca cancellata (South American locust), 2629 nucleotides. RefSeq names its product dynamin-1-like protein. Bases 190 to 2385 code for a protein of 731 amino acids. Lineage: Eukaryota; Metazoa; Arthropoda; Insecta; Orthoptera; Acrididae. Gene Ontology annotation, biological process: mitochondrial fission. Gene Ontology annotation, cellular component: microtubule; mitochondrion; membrane. The record is from RefSeq and is a predicted model, not a curated record. Gene Ontology annotation, molecular function: GTP binding; microtubule binding; GTPase activity. The transcript has 14 exons.